This is a messenger RNA of Oncorhynchus kisutch (coho salmon), 1026 nucleotides long. RefSeq names its product extensin-3-like. The transcript is spliced from 2 exons. NCBI's taxonomy places the organism in Eukaryota, Metazoa, Chordata, Actinopteri, Salmoniformes, Salmonidae. Bases 1 to 1026 code for a protein of 341 amino acids. The record is from RefSeq and is a predicted model, not a curated record.
AUGGUGGGUAAGGCUCUGAAUGUCAACCUGGCCUUGGGUCACUGUGGCCUGGAUGUCAACAUGGGAGUGCAGGUCACCCAGGAGUACACCUCACCACCUGUCACCCAGGAGUACACCUCACCACCUGUCACCCAGGAGUACACCUCACCACCUGUCACCCAGGAGUACACCUCACCACCUGUCACCCAGGAGUACACCUCACCACCUGUCACCCAGGAGUACACCUCACCACCUGUCACCCAGGAGUACACCUCACCACCUGUCACCCAGGAGUACACCUCACCACCUGUCACCCAGGAGUACACCUCACCACCUGUCACCCAGGAGUACACCUCACCACCUGUCACCCAGGAGUACACCUUACCACCUGUCACCCAGGAGUACACCUCACCACCUGUCACCCAGGAGUACACCUUACCACCUGUCACCCAGGAGUACACCUCACCACCUGUCACCCAGGAGUGCACCUCACCACCUGUCACCCAGGAGUGCACCUCACCACUGUCACCCAUCCCACCCGUCCCCCAGCUCCUCUCACCCCCAGGGAGUCCCAUCAGCCACAACCCCCCAGCCCCCAACAUAAUGUCACACAGGAGUACACCUCACCACCUGUCACCCAUCUCACCCGUCCCCCAGCUCCUCUCACCCCCAGGGAGUCCCAUCAGCCACAACCCCCCAGCCCCCAACAUAAUGUCACCCAGGAGUGCACCUCACCACCUGUCACCCAUCUCACCCGUCCCCCAGCUCCUCUCACCCCCAGGGAGUCCCAUCAGCCACAACCCCCCAGCCCCCAACAUAAUGUCACCCAGGAGUGCACCUCACCACCUGUCACCCAUCUCACCCGUCCCCCAGCUCCUCUCACCCCCAGGGAGUCCCAUCAGCCACAACCCCCCAGCCCCCAACAUAAUGUCACCCAGGAGUACACCUCACCACCUGUCACCCAUCUCACCCGUCCCCCAGCUCCUCUCACCCCCAGGGAGUCCCAUCAGCCACAACCCCCCAGCCCCCAACAUAAUGUCACCCUGA